AUGACAUUUAUUCUUAUGUGGAUAACGACUUUCAAGAAUGCAUGGCGAAUCGACUCCUCAAUCCGGCCACUAAUUGAUGUCAAUUAUCUCGAAUUGUUAGAUAGGAGAGUUUUUGGAUUUUCCAUGUUUGGUCUCGCAUCACAAUUUACCUGUUCGGUCAUCGGAAUAUCGUGGAUGUAUGCACUCACUCGAAAGAAGAUAUCGAUCCUUGCUGGACUCCCUCCUCUUCUCCUCAACAUUCUCUACGCCCUCUCCCAUAACCUCUCCGAACCCCUCGAUGUUUUCGCCUGGCUCUCAUAUGGUGUUAUUCACUUCAUCUCUCCUUUCUUUGCCGCAUUCUGGCUCUGGCUAUUCGCAUCACCAGGCGCUGUAUCUAUAUUCGCCUGGUCUUUCGGAAUCCAAAACUGUCUCGGAAUAAUAACCCAUCUCUCCUUCCCAUCCGCAGCCCCCUGGUACGGCGAUCAAUAUGGAUAUCCCCUCCCACCCGGAAACUACAGUAUGCCCGGUUCAGCCGCCGGACUCGUACGAGUCGACAAAGUCCUAGGAACCCACAUCUACGCCAACGCAUUCAAAGCCUCGCCUCUAGUCUUCGGAGCAUUCCCUUCGUUACAUGGAGCAUUCAGCUGUUGCUGUUUCUUCUUCAUCGGUCGCUACUCCAAAAAAGGAACUUUCAUCCUCGGUUUUUACGUUCUCUGGCAAUGGUUCUCCACCAUGUAUCUACGACAUCAUUGGCGUCUCGAUCUUCUCGGCGGACUCGCCUACAGCGCCUUUGCAUUUUCCCUCUUCUACCGCAGUUUACAAAAAAUUGAUCGAGCGUACUCGAUGGGUGUUAGUGGCGGAAACGGAUGGCAGAGAUUGUGGGAAGGUACGAGAUUACAGUAUUGGUUUGAUAGGAGACCCGCUCAGUUGGGCUAUGAGGUCUUGAUGGAAGAUGAGGAGUAUAAUAAAGAAGCGAGGAUGGAGUUGAGGGAAAUAGGAAGUCCUGGGUUGCAGGGAGAGUUGGAGGGUGCGUGGGUGAGGGAUGAGGGGCUUACGUGGACGGUGAAGGAUAUGGAUAGGAGGUUGAGGUAG
Sclerotinia sclerotiorum 1980 UF-70 is the source of this 1071-nucleotide messenger RNA. RefSeq lists its product as hypothetical. Gene Ontology annotation, molecular function: inositol phosphoceramide synthase activity. NCBI's taxonomy places the organism in Eukaryota, Fungi, Ascomycota, Leotiomycetes, Helotiales, Sclerotiniaceae. The record is from RefSeq and is a predicted model, not a curated record. Gene Ontology annotation, cellular component: inositol phosphoceramide synthase complex. The transcript has 2 exons. The coding region runs from base 1 to 1071 and encodes 356 amino acids. Gene Ontology annotation, biological process: sphingolipid biosynthetic process; inositol phosphoceramide metabolic process.